Messenger RNA from Cutaneotrichosporon oleaginosum, 756 nucleotides. RefSeq lists its product as uncharacterized. The record is from RefSeq and is a predicted model, not a curated record. Lineage: Eukaryota; Fungi; Basidiomycota; Tremellomycetes; Trichosporonales; Trichosporonaceae.
AUGAAGUUCACCGCCCUUCUCCUCCCCCUCGUCGCCGUGGCCAUGGCCGCCCCCGCCCCCAACUCGCAGGAGGCCCGCGCCCCCGACGUCGCCGACCAGUUCGACAUCAUCAACGGUGUCAUCGUCGGCCCCGGCGGCUACUACGACGAGAACGGCUUCCACGAGGGCGAGUACCCCGGCAACAAGCGCGACCUCGCCGAGCGUGACGCCGACGUCUACGAGCGCACCCUCGGUCUCGAGGAGCGCACCUUCUUCCUCAAGGGCAAGCUCCUCGGCUUCCUUGGCAAGGGAUGGAAGUGGGGCAAGGGCGGCCUCCACGGCCCCGGCGACCCUGUAGCGUUGCCGCGGUGCAUUCUGUUGCUUGUUAGGCUUGGCUUGAACGGGUGUGAGCUACUGCAGUUUAGACGCAUGUGUCUUCGGUCAAUGCGGAGGAUCUCGUCACCCCAAAACAAGGCCCCUGCAGCUGUCAGCCCAAAUUUCUGUCGAGUUCGACUUGCACAACAUGCUCGAUGUUCUCCAUAUAACCAAGCGUGUGGGCGGAUGCCUACUGCCUUGGCUUAUGUGAAGGCGGCGGUAGACGGGGUAGUGGUAAAUGGCAUUCACACGGGUUCCUCUCGGGGAACGCGUCCGCCGCUUUUCCGCUCUGCCACCCUUCGCUCCUCCGGCUCUGUCGAUCACCGCGUCUGGACACCUCCUGUGCUGUCAGCUGCUCAGCGCCGUGUCUGCCUUGACACUUCGACCGAUAUGCUGGGGUGA